GGUCGCGGGUGCAUCGCCAGGUACGUGACAUACGAACUCCUCGCGCGCCCGUCCAUCCGUCUUCGUUCUCCCUCGGUUUGGCUCGUCCGAGAACGCUUCGGGCGGCCGCCCCCGCCUUCUUCGCGUUCGCUCUUCGUCCGUUCGUCGCGCGAACGAUAAAAUAGAGCGGGGCCAGCUUUAUACUCUCCGCUGUGCGAUUAAUUGACGGUGUGCCGCGGGGAGCAGGGGGUGAGGGAGGGUGUCCGGCCGCGAGUGCGUCGGAAUCGAACGAGCGACGUUGCGUCUCUCGGUUCGCUCUCGUCCUCAGGAUGUGCGAGGAAUAUGAAGGGGAACGCUGGUAACGAGGAUGACGCGCGGCCGAUGUCCUGCGUCGAUGAUUCCGCGUCCGAUGUUCGAUCCCCAGGACCGUUCGGCGCUUGACGUCACGAGUGUCGCGUGAACACAGUUCGAUCUGAAUAUAGUCGAACGUCGGCGCGUGGCUCUUCCGUGAGUCGCGAAGUUCAAAUCGGCACGACGACGCCGCGCGAAUGCACGCGUCAUUGUUAAAAUGGACCUGCCGGGUGUGAUAUUGGUAUAUACGUCGCGACGCUGCUGACAGGUAGUCGUUAUUGGAGCAGUCCUGUAUUGCGUCGCGACGCCACGCGUAUAUAUUUGUGUUUGUUGUUGUACAACGACGUACCGAGGUCGAUCUGGUUUAUGUUUCGACGCGGCGCGGAUACUCGUAAAAAAUAACUUUAGAAAUUUAUGAAUCGCGAGGAAAACUAGAACUAAGAAUAUUCGUCAAUAAAAGUUAUAAAUCUCGGCAACGGAUUAUGUCAUAUCGUGCAAGUAUAGUGAGUAAAGUCGCGAUUUGAAGUAAAUUGCGAAAGGAUUCUCUUGUCUCGAUACCGCGGAGAAUCAUAUGUGUUGAUCGAGAUUCGAAAGAUAUCGCGUUGAGCCAAUCGUGCCGAAAUAUUAAUCUGAAAAACAUCUUCCAUCGCGAGUGCAUCGAGUGCGUGAGAAAGUGCAGCUGCGAAAGGGUGCUGGAGGAAGAGAGGUUAGCCGAGGCCGACACCCACCGAGCAAGUCGAUCAGCUGUUCCGCGGCGCCGACAUCCCAUCGUCGUUUCGGCAGAUAAUCCCGAUGCUACUCUAUCGAGGAGACACUCUAGACAUCCUUGCUUUGAGUACUUCUUAGCGCAAACGUGAAGGAAAAAGGGACGAUGCUGUCGUAUAUGGUGCCUUCGGAGGACAAGCCACCGCCUAGCAGCCAGCAGAACACUUAUCGCGCGACCGGCAAUAAGCAGCUGCAGAAGAGCACCACCGUGGUGAGCACGUCCCCCAGGAAGUGUCCGGACGCGACUAGAACCAUGAUCGUCUCCACCAGGAUCGAGGACUCGUCCGGCGGCGAUUCUAUCCGCCACGGUUCUCCUCGGCCGAUCGAGAGCCCGAAGCACAACGGCACCUCGGGCACCAGCACCGCGAGGAAGUCAACCCUGCACAACGCCAGCAGAGUCACCAAGGACGACAGCCUCUACAGCAUCGAUAGCGACGCCAGCACCGCCGGCAGCGAGCGCAAGAACAAGAUCCUGAACGGUGCGAAGCACGCCAGCUUGAAAAGGGUAUCCUUCGGCUCGAGCAAAGGGUCCAUGGUGGAAACUCUCGUCUACGAGACACCAGUGCAAGAGGAACCUGAGAUCAAUCACUUCUUGGACCACAAUGGCCGCCUACCUCCUCCUAUGAUACCUGUGCCUGAUACUGACGAAGGUAGAGAAAAAGUACGUGUCUCGUUGUUAGGUCCACAACCAUCGCCGGCGACGCCCGGUGUUCUCUUACUGGAGCCGAUAACACAUUUGACAGGACAUUCGAUAAACAUGGCCAACAAUUCUGCGGAACUUUUGACUACGCACACCGAACACACCACGCCCGCCUAUCACGCGCAAAUAAGCACGGACAGCGGCUGGGACAACCCGUUCAGGCCAGACGGCGACCUUUCCCGGGAAGCCGACGAGAUCGUCGAGCUGAUAAAGGGCGGGAAGCCGAUUACGCCGACCCCGGGUCAGAACGCGCCGCCGUUACCAGGAUGCGAUGGCAAGUCGGGCGAGCAUGACUCGUCGAGUACCAGUCCGCUCCUCAAAUCCGCGAACUGUCACUCGUCACCCAGGCCCGGCCAGGAGAACGGCAGCGCUCACGGUGGCACUCCCGCCAAGGGUCAACAACCUGUCAAUGAAAAGGCCGCGUCGUCGAGGACCGCGACCGUAGAAGUUGCGAGGAUGACGGCGCAGGGUCCAGGUGACGCGUCGCAGAUCGAGCACGUCACCCUGAAGAAGAAGCCUAAAUGCAAGUGCUGCGUGCUGCAGUAAUGACCGCGCGACGCAGGCGGCAGAGACGUGCACGCGAGAGACGGACCCUUCUCCACUGUCAGGAGCGUGGUUUCAGGAACUCUUCGGCUUCGAGGCUUCCGUAGAAGUCGCGGCUGGACAGCUCGAAGCGUUGAAGAGCGCGAGACGAAAGACGCGCCAAGGACGCGUCGAUGAAGCCAACAGCUUGGAGAGAAUUGUCUCGAAGGACGUUCCGAGCAAGAGGAAAGCGCCGGCACUCUAUGAACAUGCUUGGGACAGAAGAUUUACUUCUUAUUGGAAGGAGAAGAGAGAGAGUUUUGUCUUUAGGAUGAAUGAUUAGAAGGAAAUAUGAAAUAAUAUGUGUGUGAUUGCACGAGGGAAAUAUAUAAGGAAAUAUACUAUCAGGUUACUGAAAAUCUGAAAGAGUCGAAAUGGAUGAAAAAUCGAAUGAGAUGUCGAAGAAAUUUCAAAGAAGUUUUGACGACAGGGAAACGAAGGGAAACGCGAAAGGUACCAGCACACUAGGUUGAGCAGAAGAACGAAGGACAAAUUCGAAGAGGCUGAAGAAGUUGAAGUCUCUCUUAAAAUAUCUUAGAUAAUAACAAUAAAAGUUAAUUCUUGCGGAGGAAGAUUGGACUCUCAUUAGUUAUCUCCGGGCAUGGGAAAGAAUUUCAUCAUCCGUAUGGAAAAACUAAACAAGAAGAAAAUUAGUGCGCGAAUGAACAUUGAACCGUUUCUCGAGGCAGUGACACGUUUUACGAUGG
Nylanderia fulva is the source of this 3084-nucleotide messenger RNA. RefSeq lists its product as uncharacterized. The record is from RefSeq and is a predicted model, not a curated record. Lineage: Eukaryota; Metazoa; Arthropoda; Insecta; Hymenoptera; Formicidae.